Fimicolochytrium jonesii is the source of this 1939-nucleotide messenger RNA. RefSeq names its product Alpha/Beta hydrolase protein. The coding region runs from base 335 to 1765 and encodes 476 amino acids. The record is from RefSeq and is a predicted model, not a curated record. Gene Ontology annotation, molecular function: hydrolase activity. NCBI's taxonomy places the organism in Eukaryota, Fungi, Chytridiomycota, Chytridiomycetes, Spizellomycetales, Powellomycetaceae. The transcript has 2 exons.
UUCAGCGCGUCCGAGAAACAUUCGCAUUUUUGCACGCUUGGUGGGUGGGUGGUGGGAAAUUACAUAUACAGUAUUACUUCCAACGGCCGUCGCCACCCGCGAGACUUGCUAGGCCCCCCACAAGCACCCGAUAGCGGGCGUAGGCGGCGGACGACUCUCUCUCUCUCCCUCUCUUGCGGAAGCCGCCCUGCAUCCGACAAGCUCCCCGGCCUUCUCCCCGACGCAGGACCACCAUUGCGAAAAACUCCGCUCGCCAGUUCACAAGUCGACUCCGACCCUCCAACACCUCCCUCCCACCGCAUACCCAUACCGCCCCCCCGAUAUACCCCUCAACAUGCCACGAACAAUCCUCGACGAGAAACCCCUCGAUGAGCGCCGCAUAGAGGAUAAGAAUGUUUCGCUCUUGUUGGAUCAGCGGGCCAGGCCGGAGAGGGGGCCGCUGGCGACUUGGACUAGGAGUUAUGCCAUGACGCUAACCCUCCUCCGGUCAACGCUCGAACAAAACAAAUCGUCGCUCUGGCGCGCCCGGCUGAUCACCGACAAAGCCGCCGUCCCCAUCCCCCUAAAAAUAUCUCUCCAAAAAAUCUACAUCCCCCGCCGCAAAGACGUCCUCCCCGAAGGCAUGUCCGCCAAAGACGCCACAGGCGUCCUCAAAGCCGAAUGGGUCGACUACCACCCCCACACCGAUCAGCACCUCCCCGCCGAGCGCGUCAUCCUCUACGUCCAUGGCGGCGCCUACUUCAUCUGCUCCCGCAAAACCCACCGCGGAAUCACAUACAGAGUCGCCAAAUACGCCCACGCCCGCGUCCUCGCAAUCGACUACCGCCUCUCCCCCGAAUCCACCUUCCCCACCCCCCUCAACGACGUCCUCUCCGCCUACCUCUUCCUCAUCGACCCUCCCCCGCACACCGGCGCACCAAGAUACCACCCCUCCCAAGUAACGUUCAUGGGCGACUCGGCCGGCGCAGCUCUAGCCGUCUCCACCGUCCUCUGGCUCCGCGACCAUAAACCAUCCAUCCCCAUGCCAGGCGCCCUCGCGUUGAUCUCACCAUGGCUGGACCUCACCCAUUCCAUGCCCUCCUGGCGCCUCAACAACGGGUACGAUUACCUCCCCGACGGCCUUACCGACCGCAAAUACGUCACGCCGACCCGCUCCCAUGUCUACGUCACGGAUAAUUCACAGCUGUCCCACCCCUUGGUCUCACCCAUGUUUGCAAGAGAACACCCCCACCGCCCUCUCCCACCCACCCUCAUCCACGCCGGCGACGCCGAGAAACUGCGGGACGAGAUCAUCAACUUCACCGAACGCUCUUUCCCUUCCUCACCCAUCCAGCUAGAACUCUACGAAGACCAGCCCCACGUCUUCCACAUGCUCGCGCCCCUCGACCCGAUGGGCAAAUGCGCGUUGAAGCGCAUGGGCAGCUGGACGAAGGACAUCAUGUCCCGAUACACCGCUCACGACACGGAAGUAACGAUCCCACACACCGUCACGCGCGUCCUCAACCGCCCCACCAACCCCGUCAUCCCCAUCACCGACCCGUUAGCGAUCAUCGACGAGGCGCGGGAGAUUCUGAGGGAGCGCGGGAAAUGGGUGGAUGAUGUGAAAGGGGGCCACCCGCGCGCGUCGUCGGCGUCGGAUGAGGCGAGGCGGGUGAUGGAGAGGGACCCGGCGAUGGCGGUGGAUAAGGAGAUUGUGGAGAAGUUGGGCGAGUUGGCGGUGCUUGGACCGGCGUUGAAGAGGGCUGCGCUGGCGGGGGGGAAGUAGGUUUCGUUGUUGUAACAUUUUGUUUUUGGUUUUUGGGGACGAGUAAAGGGGAUGUUGGGUUGCUUUAAUGGUAGAUAGGUGGGGUUGGACGUAUAGUAAUUUGUAGAUAGAUAGUGGUAAUACAUGUGUUUGGAUAUUGGCGUAUAGAGAAAAGUAUCAUAUCCUUUGUUGUCC